Molecule: messenger RNA, 4356 nt
Organism: Quercus lobata
Lineage: Eukaryota; Viridiplantae; Streptophyta; Magnoliopsida; Fagales; Fagaceae
Exons: 2
Coding region: 1314-4007 (897 amino acids)
Source: RefSeq, a predicted model, not a curated record
AACAAAAGCUAUAGACAUGAAAUCAUUCACCACUUGUUUGGAUUUGAAGCCAUGACGUCAACCUCCACCUGUGUUUGAAGGAGGAGGAGAUGCCAUUUGGUCCAAUACCCAUGGAACUAGUGAAGAAAAUGCCACAUGGAUAUAGUUUCUUCUUCUUUUGACUGUAUGAAGCUGGUUCCUGGAAUUAAUAUUUAUUAUUUGAUAAAUGAAACUUUUGGUCAAAAUAGUAUGGCGAUAAUGAUGCAGAAGACAUAAGAAGACUUUUAUUUUAAUUUAGUAUCAUUCAUGUUUGUAAUUCAGUUGUAUUUUUAUGUUUUAAGAUAGUAGUUUAUUGGGUUUCCUACGCCAAUUAGAAUUAGGGUUUACUUCUCCCUAUAUAAGCAACCUUUUGUAGUCCUUUUGGAGAUGAUUUAAGAUUUUGAUGAAUGAAAAAAAUGGCCUUUUGGUUUCUUUGGUCUGGUGUCGAUUCCAGUUCCACCCUAGGUGCUUGACUCCUAGCGGUUUUCUUGCUUGAUGCGGACUCCUAGCUAGGCCUAGGUGUUGACUCCUAGGUCAUAUCCUUUAUUUUCCUAUCUUUCAAUUUUAAUGUUCAAUUGUUCUGGUUGCUCAGAUAAACUAUGAAAUAUUUUGACCUGAAUCUUUCUUACCAGCUUUUAGUUCAUUGCAUUGACCCAUAUUCCUGUCACCAAUGAACACAUUAUUUGCAAACAGCAUAUACAACGUAAAACAUCAUUUUUCGAGGAUGAAAUGCAGGCCUUUGGUGUGAAGGAGCUGAUAAUGAAAUGAAGUCCUUUGGCAUAGCUAGAGUGCUGCUAAGUUGGCAAUCUUUAUUUCACUGAUGCGUAGAUACUGAAAUAAGAGUUCCCCAUAGACCAUAAUAAGCCCAUAGAUGUUUGCCUUGUAGUUCAGCAUCUAUAUUCUUUUGUGUUCUAGAUAUGAAAGUUCCAUAAUGUUUUUAAGGCAGUAGAGUUGUACAUUGCUAGAUUGGUAUUCAAUUUACCAAACUUAAAAGUAUCAUGCUGUGGAGUAGUUGCAGUUUUCAAUCACCCAGUUUUAAUUACCGAUGGACUUGCUGAUCUCUCUAGGCUGCCAAGAUUCCAUGAUGCAGCAGAAUCACGUGCUUCCAAGUAACUAUUAAAGCUGUUCACCACUUGUCAUUCUUCUUGGUAUGCCUGUAGCUUGGUAGCUGACAGAAGUAGGUGGAUUGAAAUGUCUGGAGAGCUUAUUCCAACGAUCUCUUGAUAGCACAUAAUUACUUCUGUGACGUUGAUGAUCGCAAAAUCCUGUUGUCAAGGCAUCACAUCAGGGUACCUAUGGACCAGCAUGAUCUAAAACCAAGUGCAUUGAUGAAUGAUGUCAGGCACCUCUGUUCUCCCAAAGAACACGAUUGUUUUGGGGAGGCAAACAGCUUAUCUGAUUGCUGUGGAACAUGUAUUAAUGGCAAUGCUGGAGUACAAAAACAAGACCAUGAAAUCAGUGGUGGCAAAGCUGAUAAACUGCCAGAGAUGGAAAGGAAUUAUUCAAUCUCUUCCACUUCUUGUUCCAGAGAAAAUGCAGAUGAUUUGAGCGCACCAUCUUCUGUUAUUUCCACAAUGAAAGAUUCAGUACUUGAGAAAGAAAAUCGUGCUGAAGGAACUUCUGCAGUAAUAUCCAAUGGUAACAGACUUGAAGUCAAGGGGAAUCUGAAGCAGGGUGAAGUAUCAGCACUUUCCCCUGAAGGAAAUGCUUCUACAAAGAACAUCUCCAUGAAGAGCGAUAUUAGCUCAGACAGUGGACAACCCCUUGGCAAGGACAAUAAUGAGUCAGUGGAUGGGAGAAUGAGUGGGUAUUGGUCAAAUGCUGGUGAAAGUGGAUUGAAGUCUGUGAUGCAGGCAUCUUUCCAUGAUAAACCAUAUAAAACUGAGUCUUCAUCUUCUAACUCAACACACAUCAGUAUUCCAGCUUCUUCAAAUGACAGCUUUCAAGUAACUUCUGUCGAUGUUAAGUCAUGUACACAUAGUAAAACCAGUGCCAUGGACACUUCCACUUGUUCUGACUUCAAAAAUAAUCUCAAAGAGCCUGCACUCCGAAUUUUAGCUGUGGGUAUGGUGGCUCAAGCUUCCAAAGAUGUUCUGGAUGCUACAAUCUUCCAAUCUGGAAAACAGCAAAAUGCAAUUAAGGCUUCAGAACUUGUUCAUGUCAGAGCAAGUGAUGGUAAUAAGGUGCUGGGGGUGAUUUCAGACCAUAAUUCUUGUACUGUGGAUGAUAUUGAUCUUCCAACUCCUGACAUGCUUAAGAGGAAAGUCAUUGAAAUUUCUAUUCAAGAUAAAGCACAGCCUUGUUAUGAUCUGGAUGAUGCACUGGAGGUGGCUCAGAGAGUUGCAAGAGAAGUGGAGAGGGAAGUUGGUACAUAUAGGGAGCUCUCAGAAAGUUCCUCUUCUGUACAAGAGAAAAAUGGUGAGGCAGUUCAUAUGAGCUCUGUUGAUUCUGCAGAUUCAAAUAAAAAAGACUGCUUAACAGAAACUGGAAGCAAAAUCCAGUUUUGCAAUGAUCAAGGUAACUGUGAUAGUCGCUAUACCAUUAAAGAGGUGGGGGAUCCAGAAAUGUUGACAAGAAAUGAAGGGUUGUGUUUAGAAGUCAAACAGCCAUCACGUGUCAUGGGUCCCAGGAUGAUAUAUGGAUCUGACGCUGGUCAUCAUGGUCAUGAAUCAUCUGAUAUGACUACAAAACCUGAAAAUGUAACUGCCAGUGACCAGACUACUCUAUUUGGAAUUGAUCUUAAUGAAAAUAUCUUGACCAAUGAAGCUGAAUACCCUGAACUCUCAGUCAAAGAAACUAUUUUGCACCAUUCAAAUAAUGUGAUGAGGCCUGUUCCUGUUUUGGCUAAACCUGGAAUUUCUAUAUCCUUACCUAUGCCUCAAUCACACUGUCUAGGAGGUUGGAGGGGAUCUGCUCCUAGUGCUUUCCGAACAAUUUCUCUUUCCAGGAAUUUCAAUAGGAAUAAAUCACCAUUGGCCAAUGAUAAUAAUGACAGCUCUAUACAGUUACAGGUUAAAGGCAUUGACCUCAAUGUUGCUGCUGUAGGAGCUGAUUUGGACAUGGAAUUGCUUACAGAAAAAUGUGUCCAAGCCCAGUCAAGUUUAGCUUCUGAAGAGUCUUCUGUGGAAGUCAGUUCUACACGAGCAAGAACAUUCCAUUUCGAUCUCAAUUGUGCAAGUGAAAAUGAUGACAGCAGUUGUCGAUUGUCUCCACCAGCUUCAUUAUCAGGACACUCUGUUAGGGAUUUUGAUUUAAAUGACAACCUGACAUCUGCUGAUGCAUGCAUCGAUGCUCGACAUCCAGGUCAAGGCACACAAGAAUUAAGAAACAGUGCAUCAUAUGAUGAUCCUGCAGUUUCAUUAAUGGGCAUUGCAAGACAACCGUACUCUAGAAGUGUUGGCACUGGGUAUCCAUCAGGUUUUAGUUCUUUGCAUGACUUUACUCAUGUUCAUGCCAAACCCCUUCAGGUAUCUGUUUCCAAUAUGCUUCCCUCAAAUGAAGAAAUGCAGAGGGUAUAUCCAUUGCAACACAAGCCAACUUAUGCACAGCCACCCCCAGCACCACCUCAUGCUUUCCUCUAUAACAAUGGAUUCUGCUUUGACCCCAACAAUGGCCUAUCCUCAACUUUGUACCCUCCCAAUUUCUUCCCAUACGUAACAGACCCACGUGGAACCACUGUCAUCCCACAAAUUAUAGGUUCUGGUGCUCUUUCUGCCUUGUCAGGUGCUCCUCAUAUCAUGAGUGUUCCUGGUGGACCAGGCCGUAGUGACAUUUCAACUAUGAGGCCGAGUUUUGAUCUAAAUGGCAUAGCUAAUUCUUCAGAGAAUGGAAGCCGAGGAGAAAGCGCCAGACAAAUGUUUAUCCCUGUAAGUAAUUCAGUACGUGAAGAGCCAGUCAAGUCUUUCCAACAAGUUCAUUUAUCUGCCACAUCCAUGAAGAGGCGGGAACCAGAUGGGGGAUGGGACUCUCAUCAGCUUUGCUAUAGAUAGGUGACUUCUUGGCACUAUGUUUUGACGGCUUCGGCUUCCAUAAUCAGAUGAUUCUUAGUGCCAAAGUUUGAGCUGAAGAAGACAUUAUUGGCUGCUGUAGCUCAAUUGUUUAACCUGACUGCCGUAGCUACAUGGAGUCAGACAGGCUUCCACAAAAUAUGAUUGGAGAAUAUUAGUGUUUUUUAUUAUUAUAUAUAUAUAAAAAAAUUCUUUGCCCUUUCUAUUUUAUUGUCAUUUUAUCCUUUGCAACUUGGGUUGUAUAAAAGGCUUUUGUACAUGUCAAAUAUUUAUUUAACAAAUAUGCAAAUCACUUUAAUCAUAUAGUUACCAUUGACAAUAUGAUUAUCAC